AUGACAGCCUCCGUGCUCCUCCACCCCCGCUGGAUCGAGCCCGUCAUGUUCCUCUACGACAACAGCCUGGAUGAGAUCAAUAAGAACAUGGACGGGUUUCACGCCGGCAGCAACUUCGCGGCGGCGGCGGCGGCCAACCCCUGCCGCAACCUGAUGGCUCACCCCGCGCCCCUGGCCGCCCCCAGCGCCGCCGCCUACACCUCCAGCGAGGCCCCCGCCGCCGGCAUGGCCGAGCCCGCUGUCAAGCAGUGCAGCCCCUGCUCGGCCGCCGUGCAGAGCUCCUCCGGCGCCGCGCUGCCCUACGGCUACUUCGGCAGCGGCUACUACCCCUGUCGCAUGACCCACCACAACGCCAUCAAGUCCUGCGCCCAGCCCGCCUCCACCUUCGCCGACAAGUACAUGGACACCUCGGUGUCCGGCGAGGAGUUCACGUCGCGGGCCAAGGAGUUCGCCUUCUACCAGGGCUACGCGGCCGGGCCCUACCAGCCGGUGCCCGGUUAUCUGGAUAUGCCCGUGGUGCCCGCCAUCGGCGGCCCCGGCGAGCCGCGCCACGACCCCCUUCUCCCCAUGGACAGCUACCAGCCUUGGGCCAUUACGAACGGGUGGAACGGGCAAGUGUACUGCCCCAAGGAGCAGAGCCAGCCGCCUCACCUCUGGAAAUCCACCCUCCCGGACGUCGUUUCUCAUCCCUCGGAUGCGAACUCGUACAGACGUGGAAGAAAGAAACGAGUGCCUUACACAAAGGUCCAGUUAAAAGAACUCGAAAGGGAAUAUGCUACAAAUAAAUUCAUAACCAAAGACAAGAGGAGGAGGAUAUCGGCGACUACAAAUCUAUCAGAAAGACAGGUCACAAUCUGGUUCCAAAACAGAAGGGUCAAAGAGAAAAAAGUGAUCAACAAAUUGAAGACUACCAGUUAAUGGAUUAAAAAUGGAGAAGCAGCAAUUCAAGAGUUUCAGAACUUUUUUUUUUCUUUUUUUUUGUGUGUGUGUUCAGAUUAAAAUAAUUAUUAAUAAUAAUUAAAAAGAGAAAAGACAAUGAACCUCUUCUUUCAGAACAAGAGAUCUGUAUCUUUGGAAUUAUAGCAGCCUUUCUUUCCUAUUCUUUUGUUUUCUUUUUUUUUUUUUUUUUAUAAUAUUGCUGUAGCAAAAUGGUGAAAACUGACCGUUCUCCUGAAAUCCCAAACAGCCAGCCAGUAUCACUGACAGACUGUACAGCCCACACGCCCAGCUCCAAGAGAUACACUUUCAAUUAAGACAAGAUUUUCUGAGAAACUUGUAAAUAUUUCUAAGACCUUACCAUUUGAAAGAAGAUCCUUCGUGGCCACGAUGCGAGAGCUGGCUAACGUGAGGAGUUCGAUGUGGACACAUGAUCUGGUUUUCUUCUAUUGCAAUCCAAACUGUAUGUUGAAUGACUGCUCAGGUAAACCAUAGUGAAAAAAAUUACAA
Messenger RNA from Cinclus cinclus, 1446 nucleotides. It is a transcript of the gene HOXA13, whose product is annotated as homeobox A13. Gene Ontology annotation, molecular function: DNA-binding transcription factor activity, RNA polymerase II-specific; RNA polymerase II cis-regulatory region sequence-specific DNA binding. NCBI's taxonomy places the organism in Eukaryota, Metazoa, Chordata, Aves, Passeriformes, Cinclidae. The record is from RefSeq and is a predicted model, not a curated record. The transcript has 2 exons. Gene Ontology annotation, biological process: regulation of transcription by RNA polymerase II. Bases 1 to 918 code for a protein of 305 amino acids.